Molecule: messenger RNA, 1457 nt
Organism: Photinus pyralis (common eastern firefly)
Lineage: Eukaryota; Metazoa; Arthropoda; Insecta; Coleoptera; Lampyridae
Product: sodium-coupled neutral amino acid transporter 9 homolog
Exons: 9
Coding region: 1-1365 (454 amino acids)
Biological process (GO): amino acid transmembrane transport
Molecular function (GO): amino acid transmembrane transporter activity
Source: RefSeq, a predicted model, not a curated record
AUGUCGGCCACUGGGAUCCAAACAAAGGACCCCAACGACUAUGUCGACAUCGAGAUGGUGCCAAAAACACAAGGUUCACUAGUAACAGUAUUCGCGAUAUGGAACACGAUAAUGGGAACGUCGCUAUUAGCCAUGCCGUGGGGAAUGGAAAGGGCCGGCCUCUUUCCGGGAAUUUUGGUCAAUAUCGUCGUCGCCGCCCUUUGCCUCUACACCUGCUAUCUAAUUUUGCGCAUUAACGAGGACCACGGCGUCAAUGGUCACCAGAACGAAGUGAGCGAUCUCGCUCGAAUUUUGCUGGGGAAGUGGGCCGAGUUCAUUGCGAGGAUCUUCUCGCUGAUCGUCCUGAUUGGUUCCAACAUAGUGUACUGGGUGCUGAUGUCAAACUUUUUGUACCACUCUGUACGUGUUCUAUACGGUUACCUCUUGUCAAUUAACGGGCUGCCAACCAACUCAACUGUGAUAUGUCCAAAGAAUUCGAGCAAUGUGACAGUGGUGGACCCUUUGGACAGCAAAGCGGAGGGUUUCGAUCGAAUAUGGGACAUCUACAGUACCACCCCCGUGAUUCUGGCAGUGCUCAUGUUUCCACUGCUAAAUUUCAAAAGCCCCACCUUUUUUACCAAGUUUAAUAGUUUAGGUACCCUAAGCGUAAUGUACCUCUUAAUAUUCGUCGCGGUCAAAUCGAGCACGUGGGGCAUCAACAUGGACAGUUGGGUGAUCGAGUUCAACAUCAAAUCCACCUUCUGCGCACUGAGUGGAAUGCUAUCUCUAAGCUACUUCAUACACAACAUCAUCAUUUCCAUUAUGCGAAGCAACAGAAAUCCGAAGAACAACAAUAGAGACCUGAGCAUCGCCUUCCUCUUGGUCACCUUCACCUACAUGUUCAUCGGUGUCGUCUUCUACAUCUGCUUCCCGCUGGCGAAGGAUUGCAUUGAAGACAACAUCCUUAACAACUUCGAGAAGUUCGACACCAUGACGAUUGUGGCACGUCUACUCCUGCUCUUCCAACUGUUCACCGUGUUUCCCUUAAUCUCCUUCAUGCUCAGAACGGAUGUCUUCAAGAACAUUAACUUGUACACGAACAACCUCGCCUACGAGUUCUCCUACCGGAAGGUCGUCGCGGUGAAUAUUGUCAUUGUGACCAUUUGCAUCCUGUUCGCCUGUUUCCUACCCAAAAUUGGCACGCUGAUACGGUACACCGGCGCGUUGAGCGGCUUGGUCUACAUAUUCUUCCUCCCGAGUCUGAUGAAGAUAGCAUCACUGAUGAAGAAAGAGAAGCUCACGUUCGUUAAGCUAACGGUUUACGUUUUAAUUGUGAUUUUUGGAUUUUUGAACCUUAUUUCACAAUUCUUUAUUAUUGACAAGUGAUCCUUUCCCAAGUCUUAGUAUAGUUUUUGUAUUAUUUAUUUUAAAUUAUUAUUAAGGGCAAUUGUAUAAUAAACGAAUCAUGGAGCGCUUCA